Molecule: messenger RNA, 2331 nt
Organism: Chroicocephalus ridibundus (black-headed gull)
Lineage: Eukaryota; Metazoa; Chordata; Aves; Charadriiformes; Laridae
Gene: VRK1
Product: VRK serine/threonine kinase 1
Exons: 13
Coding region: 145-1386 (413 amino acids)
Biological process (GO): peptidyl-serine phosphorylation; signal transduction
Cellular component (GO): cytoplasm; nucleus
Molecular function (GO): ATP binding; protein serine/threonine kinase activity
Source: RefSeq, a predicted model, not a curated record
UUGACAGCCGGCGUCUGCUUUUGGAGUGUAAUUUUUAUUAUUUUUUUAUUUAGGAGGAGAUUUCUGGGGAGCUGUUUCACCUCCCCUUCGGCCUGCCUGGCGGCCCCGGACGGGUUUUCCCGCUUCCCUCGCUAAGGAGGGAAAAUGCCAUAUAAUAAGAAGACUGCUGGGAAAAGAGCCCCUGCAAAAAGGAAACUUGCUGAAGUGUUUGCUGUGGGGGAGGUUCUAGCAGAUACAUCAAGAAAAGAAUGGAAAUUAGGUGUCCCUAUAGGGCAAGGAGGCUUUGGACGCCUAUACCUUGCUGAUGUUAAUUCUUCAAAGUCGGUUGGCAGUGAUGCACCUUAUGUUGCAAAAGUGGAACCCAGCCAGAAUGGACCUCUUUUUACUGAGUUAAAGUUCUACAUGCGAGCUGCUAAGCCAGAUGAAAUUCAGAAUUGGACUAAGUCCCAUAAACUGAAAUACUUAGGUGUACCAAGAUAUUGGGGUUCUGGCUUGCAUGAAAAAAAUGGAAACAGAUAUCGAUUUAUGAUAAUGGACCGAUUUGGCAAAGAUCUUCAGAAAACAUUUGAAGAGAAUGCAAAGCGAUUUCCCCAUAAAACUGUGCUACAAUUAGGCCUGAGAAUACUUGAUAUUCUGGAAUAUGUCCACGAGCAUGAAUAUGUGCACGGAGACAUCAAGGCAUCAAACCUUCUUAUGAGUUACAAGAACCCUAAUCAGGUGUACUUGGUGGAUUAUGGACUUGCCUACCGAUACUGUCCUGAAGGAGCUCACAAAGAAUAUAAAGAAGAUCCUAAAAGGUGUCAUGAUGGAACUAUUGAAUAUACCAGUAUUGAUGCACACAAGGGUGUGGCACCAUCAAGACGUAGUGAUUUGGAGAUCUUGGGUUACUGUAUGAUUCAUUGGCUAAGUGGCCAUCUGCCAUGGGAGGAUAAUUUGAAAGAUCCAAAUUUUGUCAGAGACUCAAAAAUCAGAUGUAGAGAUGAUAUUUCAGUUUUGAUGGACAAAUGCUUUCCUGGGAAAAAUAAACCAGAUGAAAUAACCAAAUACAUGGAAAAGGUGAAGCUACUGAGCUAUGAAGAGAAACCUGUUUAUCAGCAUUUCCGAGACAUACUUCUGCAAGGUCUUAAGGCCAUUGGGCAGAAAGAUGAUGGAGUACUUGACUUUGGCUUGUCAGCGAAUGGAGACUUGCAAACAAAUCCCAUGCAAAAGAAAAAAAGAAAGGCAGCAGCUGCAACCCAUGAGAGCAGUGAAGCGGAAAUGGGAGAUACAGGAAGUCCAGAAAUAAAGAAACCUGCCUCUUCUAAUGCAGUAGCCACCAGAACCCGGAAGAUGACCUCACCAGAGUCCAAGAAAGGCAGAGCAACCAGAAGGAGAGUCCAAAAAUAAAUAAUAAACAGAGCAACAAAUUAACUUGCUCUUUGGCUCAUCUCUGGGGUUUUUUCAGUUACUGUAGCACUGGAAUCUUCUUCUUUCCUUUUUAAAUGAUGAAUCCUGUAAAAACAUGAACUGCUGUUUGUACCUGUUUUUGAAGAAUAAGUGUUUUAUUAAAAUAUUUGCAUAAUUUAUGUAUACUUUAAUACUGAUGCAAGAUUUUGCCCUCUGAAGUGAGGAUGCAUUUUUAUUCUUGAUAUACAAAAAUUCAUGUCUUAAAGGCAGACUAAAAGAAAGUGCUUUCUUUCUGCUUUAUAAUGUAGAAAUAAAGCCUUAUUUAGUUUUGUUAUGGGUACUUUAUAAGGAACAGCAGUGUUGCAUCUAAUUUCUUUUAACUUUUAGUAAAGUCUUAUUGGAGGUGACUGUAGAUGUACACUGAGAUGAAGUCUGAAAUACAGAGAGAAAUUAAAUAUUUCACAAGUGUUUGAAUUAAAAAAAGAGACCAUUAAGACAAAAUUCCCAUCCUUCCGUUUUAGUUUGUUAUAAAAUACGUUUAAACAAUUCUUUGGAGGAAAGGUAGUGAAUUUGAGUUAUUUUUUUGCCUAGUAUUUGUGUUUGUAUUAUUUUUCCAAUUAUUCAGAGUUUCUCUGGAAAGAAAGAGAGCAGGAUUUCAGACAUAGAGCCCGGGGCAAAAGAAAAGAACCAAAACCCAAUGCCUAUUCUCAGCACUCCCACCCCCGUCAGGUUUUCUUUUUCUAUUAGUGAAAAGGCUAGAAAAGUUAUAAUUAUGAACAACUGUAAAGUAUCUAGUUCCAGUGAAAGCUUGACUCACAUGUGCUCUUUGUAACAAAAUGGUUUGCCUUUUUUCAUAGGUAAGAAGCAUGUAACGUUUCUUAAAAGUACUUCCUUUCCUUGCUUGGCUUUGAGUCUUCUCUUCGGAGUUGUAAGUCAGAAAUAAAA